UAUUUUAUUUGACAUGUCAUUGAAAAACACUUCAAUCAAAAAUUAUUUUAAAAUAAAAAUCAUAGAAUUUUAAUAGAAAAAAAAACACUUUUUCUGAUUAAUUUUAAUUGCACCUACCAUUUGAUUUUCGGUGGUGACUCUAAACGGACUAAUUUAACGUUAACAAAAUAAAAUGGCCGAUCAAGCACCACCACCAGCUGAAGGCGCAGCACCACCAGCCGAAGGCGAAGCAGCACCACCAGCUGAAGGUGAAGCUGGCGCUGAAGGAGCUGAAGCCCCACCACCAGUACCAUGGGACCAAUUACCACAUACAUACACAUUAUUCUAUUUUAAUGUUAAAGCUUUAGCUGAACCUUUACGUUAUUUAUUUGCUUUUGGUGGAAUAGAAUAUGAAGAUGUUAGGGUAACACGUGAUGAAUGGCCAGCAUUAAAACCAACAAUGCCUAUGGGUCAAAUGCCAGUAUUAGAAGUUGAUGGUAAACGUGUUCACCAAAGUAUUUCAAUGGCAAGAUUUUUAGCUAAAACUGUUGGUUUGGGUGGAUCAAAUCAUUGGGAGGAUUUACAAAUUGAUAUUGUUGUUGACACAAUCAAUGAUUUCCGCUUAAGUACCGAAAACUUCGUUUCAUAUGAACCAGAGGAUGAAAUCAAAGAAAAAAAAUUGGUUACAUUGAACAAUGAAGUCAUUCCCUUUUACUUGGAAAAAUUGGAACAAACUGUUAAAGACAAUAAUGGUCAUCUAGCAUUAAAUAAGUUGACUUGGGCAGACAUCUACUUUGCUGGCAUUUUGGAAUACAUGAAUUAUAUGGUAAAACGUGAUCUACUUGAAAAUUAUCCAUCAUUGAAAGCACUUGUAGAAUCCAUUAAUGCUAUUGAAUCCAUCAAAGCUUGGAUUGAAAAGAGACCACAAACUGAAGUUUAAAAUGAAUAACAAAAAAAAAAUAAUAAAAUUAAUUUUAAAUUUUUUUUAUAUUAAAUACAAUAUUCAAAAUUGUUACAUACAUAUAGAUGAUAAUUUUAAUCUUUUUAUCUAAAUGCGAACUGAGCUAAAUUUUUAUAUUUUUUCAAUGUUUUUUUUUUUUUUUUAAUUUAAAUUCAUAUAUUAAUAUUUAAUAGUUGGAUCAUUAAGCUGGAUGUUUCGAAAAAUAUGUUAAUAAAAUUUAAACACAAUUAAAAUAUAAAAUUAUUCUUCGCAAAACUGAAUUGUAAAUACUUAAAAUGUAAAUUAAAAAAUUAAAAUGGGUCAAAAUUUGAUAAACGAAGGUGAGAAUAAAACGUAAUUAAUAUAUAAUAUAUAAUGUUGUAAUGUACUAAAGUGUAUAUAAUUUUUGAAAAUGUAUAUUUAAUAAAACUAUUGAUGCUUUAUAUGUA
Molecule: messenger RNA, 1368 nt
Organism: Condylostylus longicornis
Lineage: Eukaryota; Metazoa; Arthropoda; Insecta; Diptera; Dolichopodidae
Gene: GstS1
Product: glutathione S-transferase
Exons: 5
Coding region: 173-919 (248 amino acids)
Biological process (GO): glutathione metabolic process
Molecular function (GO): glutathione transferase activity
Source: RefSeq, a predicted model, not a curated record